Messenger RNA from Cydia pomonella (codling moth), 3870 nucleotides. RefSeq names its product proton channel OtopLc-like. The record is from RefSeq and is a predicted model, not a curated record. The coding region runs from base 1172 to 3541 and encodes 789 amino acids. Gene Ontology annotation, molecular function: proton channel activity. NCBI's taxonomy places the organism in Eukaryota, Metazoa, Arthropoda, Insecta, Lepidoptera, Tortricidae. The transcript is spliced from 9 exons. Gene Ontology annotation, cellular component: membrane. Gene Ontology annotation, biological process: proton transmembrane transport.
UGUGCGACGUGUGUAAAUGAUCAUGUUUGUUCUUGGGCAUUAUUGUUGUUCCAGGGAAACCGGCGAUUAAUAUCGCCGGUGAAUGUGGUUUUAAUAUUCAUGUCCUUUGUGUUUCUGGAUUUUCGUGAAUAUUUCAUACCUAAUUAAUUUGCUAUAAAAUACUUCAUAGACUUAUAAUUGUAGUUGUCAAUUCUUAUUAGGUUCUUAUAUCGUUUUCGUAUACAAUAUUUCUAGUAAAAAUUUAGCACUGUAAAGUGCAGUUAUCCGGUUGGAAGGACCACUUAUUAUUUGUAUGAGAUAGGUGUUGCUGUUAAGGGACAAUGAUUUGUUUUGUUACCAACUGAGUUUUGAAUAUAUUAUUUUUUAUGGACUGUAGUUAUGAUAACAAGGAUUAAUUAUUAUACACACCUCAUAUCUUUGUUGGUUGACAUUGAAGGCAUCAAAUACCUACGCCAUGUGAUUACAUAGGUAACUUGUUACUUGGAUUCGGUAAUCGCUACGAGUCACUCUGUCUAAGAGCGCACUUGAAUGUGUGUGUAUGAAUGACUGUGUGUGUUUGUGUGAGCUAUUAACGCCACAGGAAGCCGUGUCGAUUUUAGGGAAGGUUAAGCUACGAAUGGACAGGUCAUUGUUCCUUUACGUCGAUUCACUCUUUUUGUGCUGAAGAUAAAUGACCAUUUCGUUGUUUCUGGUCGGACCGCUUUUUGUUAACAGGUCGGAUGCGUUUUAUACGCUCGUUAAAUAUUUGCGUCGGUCCUUACUUUUACUAAUAGUUUACUGAAUGCCGAGUUUCGUAUCAGAUUUAAUCCGAUUAAUUUCUCCUAGAGACCCAUCUAAUGACCCAAACACGAUACCUACAUGUUGCAUUUUUUGUCAAAUUACGUUGGGCAUGUAUAGGUUUAGAUAGUCCAUGAAACACUAAAAAUAAACAGAGUGAAGCUAAAUAAUAUAACUGCUACAAUUCGUUUUCAUUUAAAUUUUAGUUCGAUAAUGCUCAAAAACAAAGAUUCCAUUGACAUUUAAACUCAAUUCAAAUCAGAUUCGAGUCCUAAACACAAUGGGUUAAUAUCCAAAUCCCGCCCUCCAAAAUGGAUGAAAAAGAUCGAAAAUGGACCUUACCAUAAACUAUGAAAUACAAGUUUUACUAGUGACAUGAAAUAGUGCCGUAAAGAUGGAUGACAGCUCGCCAGAUCUGUCGCUCAAGCUUCGGCGAGGCUCGAGCGACUCGCGGGAGUCGUUCUAUAUGGAUUUCGCUCAGGGCAUCGACUCGGACAUCGAGGAGGUGACGACGAUCGAGCGAGUGAUACCCGAGCACCCAGGAGGCAGAUCCGAGGGCGACGCUGACACCCUCGCCACGCCGUCUGGACUUGAGGAGACCAAAGAGUUUCCGCCAUGUUGCUACUCGAUCCCUGCAAACAAUAUGUCGGGGGGCUCUCACGUGUCGCGCACGACGUUCGAGUCCAGCCGUGAGUCCGAGCCGAGUCGCGGCUCGGCGCCACCACUGCCGAGCCCGGCGUCGGCGGGCGCUGCGUUGGUGUCGCCGGAGACGCUGAGCCGGCACAGCAGUCCGCCGCCUUUGCCUCCUCACUCGCAGCCCGCGCCUUCUUGCUCAUCUCACCGAGUGCAUAUGGAGUCGCCGCUGAAGUGUUCAAGUCCCCCAUCACUGUCCCUCGGCGGCUCGCUGUCUCUGCAGCCGGUGCUAUACCCCACGGGCUCGGCGCAUGCCCCGCUGCCCCCCGCGCGCCACACCCGCCCCUCGCCCACCAUACCGCAUGUGCAUCUCAUCAGCGCAGGCGAUGCACUAGCCACCACCCUCUCGGCGCUGUAUGGCAAACUGCUGGUCGUCAUGGGCGUCGCCUUCCCAAUGGCCGAAGUAAUCUCUACUUACAUUCCACCCUCCUUUUAUGAGGGCUUCUACUUGUACCUGUACAUCGGCAGCAUGGUGUUCCUGCUCUACAUGUACGCUGCGCUGCUUAGGGAUCGCUCGAGGUCCGGCGCUGAUUCCCCGGUCGUUGCUAAAUCGGACUCAAGUUCGUCUCCCUCCGAGUCGGACUCGUGUUCUUCGCGGACGGACCGCAGCACUGUCACCGCGCCACACCCGCAGUACCAGAUGCCGUCGAACGCUGCGAAGCGGCUGUCCCUCGGGUUCGCUCUCAGCACGAGAACUCACCACUAUGGAAGCUUCUACCUCAGAAUGGGCGCUGUCGCGUUUGGCAUCGGAUCUAUGAUCUACUCGGGUCUUGAAUUCGGCCAGUACUGGGAGCUGGAACGUAACACCAAUUGCCACAACGUCCUGCUGGCGCUCACGCCGGCCACUAGGAUGGCCUUCAUCUUCAUCCAGAUGUACUUCAUCUUUCUUAACAAUGAGAUGAAAGUGUACAAGCACAAGAUAGUGGCGAGAUUCGGACUGAUGCACAUGGUUGGGACUAACCUUAGUGUGUGGCUGAACGUGCUCGUGCAGGAGACCAAGCACGAGAUCCUGACCUUCUAUGACCCGGAGAAUAAGACCAUAGGCUUAUCUCACAGACUGGCGUUCCAAAAGGCGUUUGUUGCAUCAUUGUCAACCGAAGUACCUCCAUCGCACCCAGCGGCAGCUCAUCUCCGAAUACCUCGGGGGUUAAAGGGACCUCAUCACAUCUUCGAGUGUCGGCGGACUAAUAUCAUGGGGUCUUUAGUGCAAGACGCUUCGCCUUUCCUCUUUCCGUGCACCAUAGAGUAUUCCCUUAUAUGCGCUGCUAUCUUAUACGUCAUGUGGAAAAAUAUAUCUAAGUAUCCGUCAAAAGACGUCGCAGCUGCCAUCGCAAAAGCACGAUUGUUGGAAGGCCUCGCGUAUAAGAAAUCGCCACACUUGUAUAGCGUGGACUGCGCAAGAGCACAUAAAGGCCUGUUCUUUGGAAUCUUGGUUUUGGUACUCACAAUUAUUUCACUUAUACUGUUCUUUGUUUUGAUUUCAAAGAAAGACUACGCAACGUUAGCUGUGGUCGAGGUUAACGUAUGUGAAUUAGCGUUAUAUGCCAUGACAACUUUCGCAAGUCUAGCAGGGAUGGUGUGCGUACGAAAUCUCAAAUAUGAUGGGAACAGAAACCUGGAGCUGGACAAUAUCCUGCUUGUCGGAGCGCAGACUGGCAUGUUCAUCUAUGGAACUUUUACAAUCAUCGGAGGUCAUUUUACUAUUGAGAAAAAUACCAUUUUAAUCUUGAUUACAGCCUUAUCGUCACUAGUGCAAACGACUUGCCAGACGAUGUUUAUCUUAGACGCGAGUCGUCGGUCGGCUAAAACACCGGAUCAGCUCCGGAAAAAACCCGGGAGAGAAAUAGUUACAUUCCUUCUUGUAACUAAUUUGGCUAUGUGGGCGAUAAAUACGCUUGAAAAGUCUAGGGCGGAGUCCCAUCCGGUGCAAUUGCACUUUUACGGGUUAUGGGCGUGGACGAUCAUCACCCACGUGUCUAUGCCACUGGCCAUAUUCUACCGGUUCCAUUCUACAGUUUGUUUGUGCGAAAUUUGGAAGCGAGCCUACAAGAUGAAGCCUGCUUACAUGUAAUGAUGAGCCUUGUACUAAGUGUGCCUCGCUCACGCAAUAAGCUAUCCACAGAUAUAAUAGAUAUACUAGGUAAUGCAAAUGCAUCUACUUCGCGUCUCGGAACCCCGACCAAGUGUCGAGGUUGGCUGCCGCUACUGACAGUCCGCGAAAAUAUAAAAAAAUGCCUUCAUUCCAUUGAAGGGAAAACGAUCAUUAGCAGGCGGAGUUUUUAUCGCACGGUAUGACUAAUAGCGAGCUAUGGAGUCGACAUUAGCAAUAAAAUUCAACUCAUAUUCAUACUCAUUCAUCCAUUUAAUAAGUGAUUUUAAUUUUAUAAUCAAGAACUAGAA